Messenger RNA from Synchiropus splendidus (mandarinfish), 2729 nucleotides. It is a transcript of the gene fech, whose product is annotated as ferrochelatase. NCBI's taxonomy places the organism in Eukaryota, Metazoa, Chordata, Actinopteri, Syngnathiformes, Callionymidae. Gene Ontology annotation, biological process: heme biosynthetic process. Gene Ontology annotation, molecular function: protoporphyrin ferrochelatase activity. The transcript is spliced from 11 exons. The coding region runs from base 146 to 1351 and encodes 401 amino acids. The record is from RefSeq and is a predicted model, not a curated record.
CAACUGACAGAGCUGGAGGAAUCUGGUUGAAUGCGUUUCAGGACACGCACGCGGCUGAUACAGUUGUGGGGUCCGGAGCGGGGGUCCAAUCAUCGCCCCCCAUCAGACAGAGGCUUAUUCGGCUUGGAAACAGAACACUAGGACGAUGGCAGGGCUCGGGAGCGCCGGACGCUUGGUUCAAUUUGCCAGAAGCAGCAUCAGCUGGAGUGUGAGGAGACAAUCCACGGCUGCAGCAGUGGCCCAGAAUGUGGCUGCAGAAACACAGGAUAACAGGAAGCCAAAGACAGGUAUCCUGAUGCUGAACAUGGGAGGACCCGAGAAACUGGAAGACGUUCAUGACUUCCUGCUGCGGCUCUUCAUGGAUACGGACCUGAUGAAACUGCCUGUGCAGAACAAACUUGGUCCGUUUAUCGCCAAGCGCCGCACACCAAAAAUCCAGGAGCAGUACAGCAGGAUCGGAGGAGGAUCGCCUAUCAAACACUGGACAUCCAUGCAGGGUGAAGGAAUGGUGAAGCUGCUAGACAAGAUGAGCCCAGAGACAGCACCUCACAAAUUCUACAUUGGUUUCCGGUACGUCCAGCCACUGACGGAGGAGGCCAUCGGGGAAAUGGAGAAGGACGGAGUGGAGAGAGCGGUGGCCUUCACACAGUAUCCUCAGUACAGCUGCUCCACCACAGGCAGCAGUCUGAACGCCAUCUACCGUUACUAUAGCGACAGAGGCGACCGGCCCAAGAUGCGCUGGAGUGUCAUCGAUCGUUGGCCGACACAUCCGUUGUUAGUGGAGUGUUUUGCAGAACAUGUCCGCAACGAGCUGCUGAAGUUUCCAGAAGAGAAGCGGGACGACGUUGUAAUUCUCUUCUCUGCGCAUUCCCUGCCGAUGGCUGUUGUAAAUAGAGGUGACCCAUAUCCUCAGGAAGUCGGGGCGACUGUCCAGAGAGUCAUGGAGCGACUCGGACACUGUAACCCCUACAGACUGGUGUGGCAGUCCAGGGUAGGACCCAUGCCGUGGCUCGGACCACAGACUGAUGAAGUGAUCAAAGGUCUGUGUGAACGAGGGAAAAAGAACCUCUUGCUGGUGCCAAUUGCCUUUACCUCAGACCACAUAGAGACGCUGCACGAGCUGGACAUUGAGUACAGCCAAGUGCUGGGCGAAGAGUGUGGAGUGGAGAACAUCAGGAGGGCGGAGUCUCUGAAUGGAAACCCACUCUUCAUGAAGGCACUCGCUGAACUGGUUCAGUCUCACCUCAAGUCCAACAUGCCUUGUUCCCGUCAGCUGACCCUGCGCUGCCCGCUCUGCACCAACCCCACCUGUGGAGAGACCAAGGCCUUUUUUGCCAACCAGAAGCUCUAACACACACACACACACACACACACACACAGCUCUUCCUUUAGUGUAAACUACAUGCAAGGAAACGGCUCGCAACAAAUGACAGCAUCAAAAAAAUGCAGCUCCGUAAAGCUGCGUUGCGGCUGUGGAAACAAGCCUUCUGCUCCUGCAGCCCAGGACAAACGCACAUCUGUUAGAGUCCUGCUUGUCAAUCAACAGCCCAGAAUGAAUUGGGGUAAACGUGGGAAGAGAGCGGUCAGUGUUGCUGUGACAGUGGUAACAGACCCUGGACUUCCUGCUUCAGAUAUUUGUUCUCUUCCCUCAACAUCUGCUCAAGCAACCGAAGCAUCACGCUCACUCGGCUGUUUUAGGACCCUUCUGUCAGCCAGGAACUUUCUUGUCCUUGAAGGCUGUAGGAGAAGAAUCUCUGUGGUGAGGUUCCUUCAGGGAACAAGCCUGCGAGAGCUGCAUCCAGUCCAAGCUUGUUUACAUUCCACCUCGGGCCCCUUGUUCAACCCUCCACCUGUGUUAGCGUCACACUGGUUUGUUUUUUCCAGCCGCUUCUCUUUACCUUCACAGCUCCUCAAAGCAACAAACAAUUGUAUUUGCCCACUAAAUGCGAACCAGUAGUUAGAGUCUCAUCAUCUGUCUGAUAACUAAAAACCAGACAUCAGAAUGAUGUUGGAGUGAAAGAGACUUUUCUUUUGUGUGUCUGUUUGGCAGACAAAGGCUGGGUUUCUAUAAAUGUUAGCGUUACCUUGACAAUGUGCCUUUCACACCGGCUUACAAGUAAUGGAUACAUGUGAACAUGUAUACGUGCAGUGGUCACUUCCUGCGUGCUGUGAUGGUGAUGGAGUCCAGCGCUCACCUGUCAGAUUCCACCACAGUCACAGCUGCUUCGUUCCUGCUGUGAUCUGAAACGCCGAUUGUUCAUCCACGACAGGAAGCACUUGUGAACACAGCCGUGUUUAAAGCUGGCUAUUCACAUCCGUCAGAGUUGUGAGAUGUCGUUGGUGCGGCCAUGGUGCUGGUGAGGGGCUUCAUCUCCCCCUGCCAACUCUCAUAAUCCUGACUGUGUCUUCCAACGUCAUGCAAACCGUCUGACUUCGCUGAGUUCUUGACUUCUUCCACCGGGUUCUCUGGAAUCCAAAUUCACUUCAGGUCACAGCAGGAUGACGAAUGGUUCUUUUCUCUCAUUCUUACUGCUUCUUUUCAUGGCUGUGUGAUGUUCUUUAGUGCUUUGGUUUCGACUAAUUUAUUUUUGUUUAUGUGUCAAAGAGCACAUGAAGCGCUUGUCUCGUACAUUUAUUUUUAUAACUCAUAAAAAAUGUUGAAAGAUGCUAUGGUGUGCUAAAAAGUCUUCCUGUUGAAUAAAACUUAAAAAGGAAAAAAUUAAACUGUA